This is a messenger RNA of Atta colombica, 2513 nucleotides long. Its product is annotated as coiled-coil domain-containing protein 170. NCBI's taxonomy places the organism in Eukaryota, Metazoa, Arthropoda, Insecta, Hymenoptera, Formicidae. The record is from RefSeq and is a predicted model, not a curated record. The transcript is spliced from 15 exons. Bases 158 to 2512 code for a protein of 784 amino acids.
UCGGUGUCGCCGUCGCACGCAGGUUGUUCGUUAUUGUACGUUGGAGAUGUUGUUCUCGCGGUGAGGUCGUGCCGUGUGCGUCUCUCUCGUUUUUCUCCGCUUGCAGAAUUCACGCGGAGAACACGCGGUUCACCAGACAUUCUAGGACGGAAGAGGGAUGGCGUCCGACGACGUCGAGACGCAAGAAGCGCGAGAGACGGAGGAGACGGCCGAGGAGGACCUAAGGAUCUUCGAGACGCUCCGUAUCUCCUCGCCUCGGAAGGUGGACCCAGAUGACGCUAUGACUCACGAUUUAAUGACCACUUUGAGGAGCGAGCUGGCGGCUCUUGAAUAUAAACGGGACAGGCUUAUGUCUGAGCUACAGGAAAUGAAAAGCACCGUGAGAUCGCGGGACCAGCGGGUUGUGGAGUUACAAGUAGAGGCGGAUCAGCUUCGCGAGCAAGCAGCCAGGCAGAAUGCCGUCAUCUCCAGUCUCAAGAAACGCAUUCAGGAAUUGGAAGAGAGGGAAAGAAACCUCUAUGCGUCCCAGGGCAGAAAUGAGAUCACGAUACAGGGUCUGCAACGUGACGUGAAGUAUCACGAGGAAAAGGUCCGAGAGUACGACAAAAAAAUGCGACAAUUGGAGCUCAAUAUAUCCGAGGAAAUUCAAUUGAAGGAACGGGCACGUCUAAAUCUGCAGGAUUUCGUGCGAAGGUUGGCACACGCAUUAAACGUUGAGUACUGCGAGACGGUGCAUCACAGUCCGGAGAUGGUGAUUCAUAAAGCCGAGGAACUCGUGCAAGAAGUGAAUCGUUUGCGAACAAAGAGCACAAAUGUCGAGACGCAGUUGACGGGCGUCGAAGUAGAUUUUAGAACCUGCAGGGACGCUCUUGAUCGUUCUAUUACGGAAAAGGAGCAAUUACAGAGACAAGUGUCAGUUCAGUUAGUCGACAUAGAUCGUUUGCGCCAGGAAAAGGAAUGUCUGGAAAUGCAAUAUAGGAUCGCUGAGAAGGACAUGAAUGAUCUGAGAGACAAACUCGUCAAUGCGAAUAGGAGCUUAACCAGCGCGACUGGGAAUAUAUCCAAUCAAGAGGCGUUGAUCUGUCAAUUACGAGAGGAUCUGAAAGUUCGCGAAGAGAAGACGCAACGUGUACAAAAUGAAUUCCGUCACCUUCUAGAAUCGGUUGCGAUUCUUAUCAGUACACCAAGUCGAUUCGUCGAGUCUCACGAAAAUGCGAUCAAAGAUCGCAUUCGAGAAAUUCUAGCUGACAAUAAGGAUCAAUUACUGAAAAUACAAAGUCUUCGAGAAAAAGUGAACACGGCGACAGAGUCAACGAAUCGACAGAGUGAACUGGUCGAAUCCACAAUGAUGAAGGUACGCAGUUUAGAGGAGGAACGCGCAGCUCAAGAAGCUAAAAUACACAAACUCGAAUCUGAACUUACGAGCAGCGAUCUCUCCAGAGAGUCUUUACGCAGAGACAAGCAGACGUUCAUGACCUUUCUGGAUCGAUUGGGUAAGGCGAUGCAAAUGGAUGAGAUUUCUCAGGAGAUCGGACUCGAUCUUCAAACUGAGUCAUUGUUGGUACGAGCUGAGCAAUUAGCCAGAUUGGAGACCGACAAACUAGUCGACAAGUAUUUGUACUCCAGCUACACGAUCUUACCGAGGAUUCGACGCGAGCGAUCAUUCCACGAGCUUCCCUGUCUCAAAGAAACAUCAGUUGUUUAUCAGUUGCAACGUCGCGUUCGAACCUUACGGGAGCAACUGCAGCGCAGGGACCUGCAUUUGGACCUUCUACGUAGAAAGCUAUCUCUACAAGAGGACAGUGUGAGGAUGAAGUCGCUAUUGCAGAGCGAGCGAGACGAGGCGAAUAUACGCGCAAAGAAACUGGGCAAACAAGUCGAUCGACUUCAGAUCCAAUUGUCGGACGAAAAAUCUCGGAAUCGGGAAUUGAGCGCACAACUGACGGAAGCCGCGGAUUAUAAGAUAGCUGCGCUGGAACGCAGCCGGAAGAUAGAGGAGCUUCAAAAACGUCUCGUCGAGAGCGAGAUGUUAAGGACACGUUACAACAGAAAGUUGACGAUGGCGAAGGAACAGAUGAGGACGGCUGCGGAGACAGCCGAUCAGGAGAGAUCGAUAAACGACCAUUCCCUACAGCUCCUCCGCGACGAGAUGGCUCAGGUCAAGCAAAAUCUCUCUGAGGUCACGAGGCGAGAAUCCCAGCUUCAGAGCUUCCGCGUCUCCGUGGCGAAGUUAUUGUCAGAGCCAAUCUGCACGCCCGAUUACGAGAUCAUUUCGCGACUACAGAAAAUGGUCGCGGCUCAUCGAGACUUUACGAUGCUCUCCCGUAGAUACGACGAGCCUUUGGAAACGAGUCCUUCGAGAUGCACCAGCAUUCAUCCAGUCCAUCCGCCGAGAUCGCCCGGUUCACGUUGUACCCGUUACGAGGACAGCGGUUUCGCGGACCCACCUGAUCUCCACGACAUAGACGAUGAUUAUAACAAAAGGCCAGUGAGAAGCAGCCUUCUUCCGUGAC